Messenger RNA from Exaiptasia diaphana, 7140 nucleotides. RefSeq lists its product as uncharacterized. Gene Ontology annotation, molecular function: protein binding. The coding region runs from base 1204 to 3897 and encodes 897 amino acids. NCBI's taxonomy places the organism in Eukaryota, Metazoa, Cnidaria, Anthozoa, Actiniaria, Aiptasiidae. The record is from RefSeq and is a predicted model, not a curated record. The transcript has 8 exons.
ACAGUUAUUUAGAAGAACAGACCCCGUUAAAKCUCCUCCUGGUGAAACAGGGAGGAUUUACAAGCGUGACCGUGAUGCCGUGGGGACUUUGAUUUUCACGAUUCGGCUUUGCGCCGUUUGAUUCACGCAAACGAGCUACGACAGAAACUGUAUCUUCGGUCGAGGUUCUUUACGGAACGUUACAGGGGUUCCCUUUUUAAAUUUCGGCUUCUUUCUGGGAACUUAGUGAACUUUAGAUUUAAUAAGGAGGUACGGGGACUGAUGGAAUACGAAGUUUGUAAAACGAUUGGCCUUGCGUGUGCAUUUUAAAGCGGAUUACAUUCCAGUAACUAUCUUGAAAGAAAUAAUAAAAUAGCUAAAACGCAGAAUAUAUAAGCAACAGAAUAAAAGUCAAUUUUGAAAAACUGUGUUCUUGUUCACAGUCUUAACUCUAUUUGCCAUAGUCUGCAAUAUGGGACAMAAUUACAGCUCCACGCCUCUUUUCAAACGUCAUAUCUUGCAUGUGCUGAGAUGCCUGAUUAGAAGCGAGACUGACUGGUGUGUUUUUUUUUUGCUGCAAUUGCACGCAUCAAUGCACGCAUCAAUAACGUGACGACUUAUUUCAGCUGGAAUGUUCUCAGCAUGGAAUGUUCUCUAGAAUUAAGCGAAAACACCGAUGAAGGUCUAUGUUUGCAGACCGAAAAGACUGAUUCGCGUCUAAGUCAAGGCAAAGUAUUUCAUCUCCAAAGUUAAAAAACAAAAUUGGAGAAAGGGAGAAUUGAAAGUUCUCAGUUGACUGGGUCUUUGUCGAAAUGUUGAGAGCCUUGCGGACAAUUUUUUUCAAAGUCAUGACCUCCAGUGUCGGCCAAAGACUUGUUCUGUCUGCCUUAUUAUUUUUUUAUGGCGGAAGAUAAAUGGCUAUAAGUACAUUAAAGGUCAACAACAAGUACUUACCAAUGACGUAAUAUAGAUCAUAUAACUACUGUCUMGUAUCUACCAAAACUCUUGAAAUUUCCUGAAAUUGUAGGAAUAUAGGAAAUGCAGAGGGCACAGUCAGCUCAAUUUCAGGGCAAGUCAAGAAUAUCCCCCCGCGGUCAGGAGACUGGGUCUUACUAUACCAAACACGUGUGACACUGUCACUGUUUGCUAGACGAAGAAAGUGUCAAAGAGAUGGCGGUUGAGCUCUUCUCGUAGCGUUUUUACCACGCACUUUAAGCGAUUUUCAUGGAACAAACAAGGCCAAGUCCAUUGCUAGAUCUAUGUCUAAACGCUGUGUGGAAAAAUGGACAAGUACUGAGCCCUCAGAGACUUUGUGUUACACCGAGGCAUCUUUUGAUGCAGAUAUUGCAGAGUUUAAAUCCAUUUGACUUGGAGAGGUUAGAAGAUGAAAAUAUUCGCGCCGUAACCGGUAUUGAUACAGAUAGCCUUUGGCAGUUACAUUACUGCCAGCAGUGGAGACACAAGGGAAGGUGGCCUGAGUCCUAUUAUCAAGUUGCUAAGUCAAAUAGCAGACUGCCUGAAAAAAUCCCAUGGAGGUUGUUGUAUUGGCAGAGACACUUCCAGGAGGUKGUCAACAGCACCGAAGCCAAAACUGCUGUUGUGCACUGGCAUCCAGAGAGCAGAUCCUUACCACAGAAUUCUAAAGAUGGCACCCGAGCCAAAGCAAGUGAACUGUUCCUUCAGCAGUCAGCUGGUCGAUUUGGCAAGUAUGCCAUUUAUUUAAGACUACACAACUCUGCUUUGAACUACCUCGCCACACAUCUAGAUAUCUUCCAGCAGUUUGCCAGUCAUGUUGAAUUUCUAGAAAUCUUCCACUUGCGUGAAAAUGGGGUUGACGCCAUGUGCUCAUUGCUGCAAAUACUUUUGGCAAAGAAUCUAAAGUCUGUUGGAAUAUGUUAUAAUAAAGUUAGAGACAUCAAUCAAUGGAAUAAGAUUCUCCGCAUUAGUGCCACAGGAUUCGUGACAUCUAAGCCCAAAGUUGUGCCUGGAAAGGCCAAAGGUUUUGAGAAUACAAAGGUCUCUAAAUCUACCCCAAAUCCAACACCACCAAGUACUCCUAGCCCCACAAAUGGACAACCACUUCAUGUGUAUGUUGUCCAAGGACAGAAUGACAUUCAGCUUGAUGUUAUCAGUGGGUUAGCUAAUAAGCAAUCUGUUCUACCGCCAACUUCACAGGACGAGGUCUUAACUCAGGAGACCAGAAAUAGAGAUUCGCUUGCAUCAAAACACAUGAGUGAUGCAAGCUUGAGUCAAGUUAUCUGUAUGGACACCCAAGAUCAUUUGAAUGAAUAUGACAAUAUUGACUUUUAUGACUUUGAACAUAAGGAAUUACUGGAGAUGCAUGACGCAGAUCAAAGCAAAAAUGGAAUUGAAAGUGUUCAUUUUGACACCAAUGAGUUGUACAAUGAAGUAUUUCAGAAGCAGACCUCUGAUGAUGGUAGUUUUUCUCUUAAUGACUUGUUUGGGCCUUCUCUUAUAAAUGAUCAUCAGACGGGGCCUAUAACGGGUGCACCCCAUCAAGAAAAACAACCAAUCGAGCACCAAACGAUUGAAAUGCCAGCACCAGAGACACCCGAGGCUGUAGGUGGAUUCUCGUUUUUGCAGCAUUUUGAAUUGUCCUCGUUUUGGUUCCACGAUGACCUUCUUUCAUUGUUUGCUAAGUCACUACAACAGUGGCACAACCUGGAGUCUUUGGUAUUGAGAGACAAUGCUAUUGGUUUUCAAUCAAAGGGAAAGAUUUUGAUAGAUGCUCUUAUUCCUCUCUGCCUUAAGGGGAAGCUAAGGUACCUUCGCAUCGAGAUCAACCCUGUCGAUGACCAUUUUGUAUCGUUAAUAAGCGAAGGCAUCGGGACAUAUUGUAUAACAUGCAGGUCAGGUGUCCAGACAUCGCUACGAGUGCUUUUUCUUUCAUCAAGUAAGAUUACAGCUCUUGGUGUAAACCACUUGGCAAAGAAACUUUUGAACAAGUGUUCAUGUCCUGCCCCUCAAGUUGAAAGCCGUCACAACCGCAGGUUGAGGAAGAGCCUCCCAGAGCCGCUAACUCCUUCCAAAAGACGCCGUCUCCUUCGACACACUCAUAGUCAAGAUGGUAGGAUCAUGGCGGAUGAUUCUUCUUCCUGCAGUAGUAUUAGUACCACAAGCAGUAGUUACUCGUCCAGUUCACAAGACUCUGAUUCCCAGGAUAGUUUCUCCCAAGAGCUGACAAGUCUUAAGCUAACAAGGCCUCCACAGCCUCAGUUUGAUGGCCUGGAAGAGCUCACCAUAUGCAGUGUUAUUGGAGAUGAGGGGGCUUUUACAUUGUCAAAUGUGUUAUCCAACAACAGUACUUUGAAGUACCUUGCAUUGCCAAGCUGUGGUAUCCACACCAGUGGACUUGCUUCAAUUUUUAGAGCCAUAUCUGGUGAAUCAAGCAGAAAAUGCAACAGGACGUUGAAAACUCUGAUCCUCAAAGAGAAUUGUUAUGAACCUUCUCAUGAUAAUAGUUUAGCUGUCCUGCUUAAGCAUGGUAAACUCACUGAAUUAGACAUCAGUUUCUGUGGACUUGAAGUUGUAAGUGGCGACAUGAUUAGCUCACUGGGACAAAAUUCAAACUUGAAAAUCCUCAAAAUUGCUGGCAAUAGACUUGGAGAUGCAGGUCUUUCUGCACUGUCACAAGUGUUCAGUCAAUCAGGAUGUGCAUCAGGUCUCACUAAGCUGGAUCUCAGUUACAAUCAAGGUACUGCAUCGUCCAUCAAUUUCCUAGCAUCAGCUUUGCACAAGUUUCUUCCUAAAAGACUGGAAGAAAUCAACUUGGCAGGGAACUUUCUUGGUUCUAGUAUUAGCAAAGUAAUAUCUAGUAUCCGUCCAUUGGUGAGAAAUGUGUUUGCUGGUAACUUAGACAGUAGUACGAUUUUUGCCGAUUACAUCAGCCAGAUGUGAAAGAAAUUAUAAUUUACUCUCCUUUGUAGUUCCAUGCCUUUGCUUUGAAGUGAGGCAACCAGGGCAUGCUAUGAUAUAUUUUAUCACACUUUUGAAAAUUCUCAAGAGCUGAUUGGCUGAUUAGAGUGUGUCAAUAAGUAGAUAUGUGCUCAUACCAUCAUGUCUCUUGCGUAAGUUCUCAAUUGAAAGAAAAGAAUUUGGUGUCAGUUUAUUUCAAUUAUAUUGAGCAGGGAAUUGCGAAGGAGACUAGCACAUUGAAUUCAUAUUUUGGAGUGGUUGUCAUUUCCCUAAUUAGUUAUGAGAUUUAAACAGAGUGAAAAAAAAUCUUUGAUGGAGUGAAUGCAUUCCAUAUUAUUCAGUAGACUUAAAAUAUUUAAGACAUUUUGUUAAAGUACUUCACAAGUUACAGGGGCRGAUCUAGGGGGGGGUGAAUAGGGUGGCAAGCCACCCCCCAUUUUUCUAAGCUCUUCUUCCUUUUUUUUCUCUUAUCCCUCAAAUAUUGAAAUAUUAAUUGAUUUCUCCAAAGACUGAUUGAUUCUACCUACUAUUUGCCGAGCAUUUAUGGAACUCCAUCCAAGGAGGAUGAUGGAACAAUCACUUUUGGGGCAGUAAAUAGCCUAGAUGACAUUAGUGGGUGUAAUGUAUAUUCGUGUGUACACGGUAAACUCUAAUUGUUCUUGAUAAAUACUAGUUUUAAACGUGAGAGAUUCUUUGCUUCAAGCGAGCAUUUCAAAAUUUCUCGGGGGAUGCCCCCCAACCCCCUAGGGGCUCCCGGCUUCGGCGUUUGGCUUCCAUUUUAUUACAUUAUUUUAGCAAUUCACCCCCCACUUCAAAGUCCUGGAUCCGCGCCUGAGUUAAUAGAAAUAUUUCUUGUGCCCAGAUCCUGCUUAGUUUCCCAACAAAAAAUCUAAGGCUCUGAUUCGAGACAAUACCAAAAUAUAUGUAUGCUGAUGGCGCAUGGGAAUUUUUGAAUCAAUCAAUCAAUCACAUUUGUCCUCAAUCAGAGCCUUCAAUUUUUUUCUUGAGAAACUCAAAAGGAUCUCAGUACGAGAAUGAACGAGGUAAGACUGCAGCUAUAUAAGAUUGGUAUUUUUGGCAUUUUUGUGAGGGAUUAUAACAUAUAGUGGCGAAAAGAAAUCGGCAAAAGAGCAAGGUAUAUUUUUCCAUUCAAGGAAAGCUUUGAAUACCAGUGGCUAUUUAAGUGGCUGUUUAUACAGCUACAGUUUGUAGUUUGCUAGUUUAAUACCAAUAAGCGCUGCAUUAUGCAGCUAAGGGUGAUGUGACCACACCUACCUUAAAUCAAUCAUCAUUAAAUGAUGUCCAGAAAUGGACAUAUAUAAAGUUGAGUUCUAUCUGCUACCAUUUUUCAAGACUAUAUUUUGUAUUGAGACUUCAAAUUAUGUUUCCUGAGCUGCAAUGUGGUCACAUGACCCCAAGUUGCAGAGGGGCUAUUGAAUGUAACUUUUUUUAUAACAUUUUGUCAUUCAUCUUUAUCAGAGACAUUUAUAGAGAGCGUUAGGUCUAACAAAUUUGGAGGUGUAAUUUUUUUUUUCACUGAUCAUUCCCUAUGGCGAAUUUCUUUCUUAUUAUUUUUACACACCAGAAAUGUUUUUGUGUGUAAGCAAAUUAUAUUGGAAAGGCUUUUGUAAAACUUUGCCAAUAUGUUAGGGCAUGCAUCACUAAAAUUGUGUAAUAUAAUAUAUUUUGUUUGCAAGUGUUUCAGUUAAUAAUUGUCAUUACUGCCGUAACAACUUUUUAGGAGAUUUCACCCUGGCAUUGGUAUAUGUGUAGAUGAUUUAGAUAUAAAAGGUUUCUAAAUUUUUGUAUUAUCAUUUUCUUGCUUAUAGUUACAUGCAUGUUUAACAAGUUUAAUAUGUAGAUAAUCUAUAAGGUAUUGUGUAUUAAUGAUAAUUUAUAACCAUUGUCUUGAUAAUGCUGUCAGAAUGGCCUUGAACUAAUUUUUUAAUUGCAGUUGUAAUAAUUUGAGAAUACAAGAAUCAUCUAGUAGUUAAGUUCUUCACAAAUGAAACAAUUAAAUUAAAGCAAUAAAAUGUUUAAUAAUUUAUUUUUAUGGUUGAUCAAUAUUUUGAAGGAUUUGAUAUAUAUUCAUAUAAUAGUUUUAUAAUGAUUAUUUUUCACUAUCCAAUAUAUGGUUCUCUACCACUUUCUCACUAUAAAGCAAAUUUUAAAGAUAGAGAUACUUCAAGGACCUUAGUCAACAAGCAGCAUCCCAUAUUUUAUUAUUGAAAGACAAAUUUUGUAAUGUUUGAAUAUAAAAUACAUCACUUAACAUAAGCAAUAACUUAUACUCUUUAUUAUCCCUUCAUAUAGGGUAUAGAAUGGUAUCUCAGAAAUUGCGAGGCUCUCCAAAAAUUUCCCAAGGCUCGCAAGCUCGGCGCUUAAAAGAAAGGGGCUCAGAUUUAAAAUCGCUUUUGGCUCAGAAGCCCGCAAUUGCUGAAAUAUCGUUCAGCCGAAGGACUCGUUCAGCCAAUUAGGCUUGGACUCGGAUUUUAAAACGAGGGGCUCGCAGGCUCGGCGAGGCUCGGAUUUUACCAUUAGAUACCCCUUAUAGAGUUAUUAAAGAAGUUAAGRUUGUGAAUCAUUCCCAGCAGAUGAAUUGAGUUUAAUUUUCAUUUCAUUUUCUGAUAUAUGAAACUUGAAUUGUUUAAUAAUUAUUCAACUCAAUUAUAUUAUGCCAGUUGAUCAUGGUCCUUGAAUGGCCUUUCACCCUUAUGACAUUACCAGAUCAUAGCAUUGUUUUGUGAAUAUGGCAUGCAAGACUUUAGUCUCUUUUAACAGUUGCGACUUCUGGUCUCGUCAAAUUUCCUCCAUGAAAGUAACUUUCUGCGAGGAAAUUUGAUGAGACUGGAAGUUGCGGCUGUUCAAAGAGACUAGCAAGACUUUUGUACAACGAGAAAAGAGAAAAUAAUUUAGUAGAGAAGUUAAUAUUCAAUCCUUGCUGUUUGCAAAACCUUUACACCCAACAAGAUGACUUAACAAUUGGUAUUAACUUCAAUCCCAUAGUGCUUUUCACCAAAAAUUGUCAUAAGAGGAAAAGGUCGUUAUGCACUUACUAGUAGCAAUAAUUGACAAUCUUGUUUAAACAAGUGAUUAUGGUGUAGCUAGACUGGCACCUAACUUUAUAACGUAAAUAUAAUUGUCUCUUUUUUCCAUAAUAAAUUUAUGCUGUAAUAAUUAAUUUUUAUCUUGGUUUUGUAAUAAACACUUUUGAAAAUAUCAAAA